AUGUCUGAAUUCGAAACAAACAUCCCAACUACUUUUGAUCCCUUUGCUGAGGCAAAUGCUGAGGACUCAGGUGCGGGGACUAAAGAGUAUGUUCAUGUUCGUGUACAACAACGUAACGGAAGGAAAAGCCUAACAACUGUUCAAGGAUUAAAGAAAGAGUAUAGCUAUAGCAAAAUACUCAAGGAUCUGAAGAAAGAAUUCUGCUGUAAUGGUACAGUUGUCCAAGACCCUGAGUUGGGCCAGGUUAUACAACUUCAGGGAGAUCAAAGAAAGAAUGUUUCUACUUUCCUUGUGCAGGCUGGCAUAGUAAAGAAGGAACAUAUCAAGCUUCAUGGUUUCUAA
Messenger RNA from Sphenostylis stenocarpa, 342 nucleotides. NCBI's taxonomy places the organism in Eukaryota, Viridiplantae, Streptophyta, Magnoliopsida, Fabales, Fabaceae. The record is from the annotation of a GenBank genome assembly.